Molecule: messenger RNA, 1071 nt
Organism: Haemonchus placei
Lineage: Eukaryota; Metazoa; Nematoda; Chromadorea; Rhabditida; Trichostrongylidae
Source: the annotation of a GenBank genome assembly
AUGUUUGAGCUACAACCAAAGGUCCUGUUAGUGGUAGUGGUGUUUGUACUAUGUUUCGUCGUCGGAGUCUGUGGAAACUCGUCCAUUUUGACACUGAUCCGUGGUGUGAUGGCCGAUCGGCGAGCAAGAAGCCGACGACAAGGCGAUAAUGCCAUUCUCUACAUUGCCGCUUUAUGUGUAUGCGAUUUCUUGAUGAGCCUCAGCCUACCGCCGGCAAUCUUAGACAGCGUUAUCGGUUUUUGGAUAUUCGGUACAUGGAUGUGUAAGCUGCACCAUGUGUGUGGUUCAGUGGGUCGAAUUGUGUCGACGUUUUUGAUCACAGCAAUGAGUUUCGAUCGUUAUGUGGCCGUGUGCCACCCACAUCACACCUACCUUCGAAGUCGAUCGUUUGUACUCGGAGUCAUUAGCUGUCUAUCAGUACUGGCAUUUUUUCUUCUUCUGCCAAUGUUGACGUACGCACGAGCGAAAGAGAUGGUGCUCCAUGAACUGAAGGCUAUGGAUAGCUUUAAUAUUACAAGAGUUCGAGUCUUCAAGUGCUCCGACAUGAUGCCACCACCGAUCUUCUACUGGUUCACGUCGACAACUUUCAUUCUUGGUUAUGUUGUCCCGUUGAUUCUCAUCGUAUUCUUCAAUUGGAAGCUCAUUCGUAAACUAUGUGUCCAUAAAAGGGUGCUACCACGUUCUUCCAUACCACUUCGACGAGUUGUUAUGUAUACCGUACUUAUUGCUGCCGUCUAUUUUGUUUGUUGGACACCUUACUGGUUCUCUGUGCUGUACGCUAUUGUGAUGUCAUUGGCUGGUUUACCAACAACCAAUAGUGAACUACUACUAUUUGUGAUCUAUUGUGUUCAUUUAUUACCAUAUUUUGGAAGUUCAUCCAACUGGAUUCUUUACGGACUUCUCAAUACACAACUUCAGGUAUACAGUACGACAUUUCAAUGUCAUGAUAGUCUGGGGAACGAACCGUUCAGGCAAAAUAGUAGCCCUAGAUGGGCUGCUUCCACUCAAGGUUUCUUACUGGUUUUGAUGGAUCUGGACAGUAAAUAUUAUCAAAAGGCCAAUAUCAUCUAA